Durio zibethinus is the source of this 2654-nucleotide messenger RNA. The record is from RefSeq and is a predicted model, not a curated record. NCBI's taxonomy places the organism in Eukaryota, Viridiplantae, Streptophyta, Magnoliopsida, Malvales, Malvaceae.
GGGAAGAAAACCCAUGGAUUAGGCUCGACAAGGCUUUAAAAGGAUGCCAUCUAACUAAAGCCUUGAGGAAAGAGAGGGGGAAAAGUAUAGUACCCAUUUUUGUAGCGGUGAAGAAGAAAGCCUUGGGUCAUUUUUCUCAGAAGCCGUGCCAAAUUCCCGAACUUGGGUGCUUUCUAUAAAUCAAUUUUCGUUAUCUGUUAGCAGGUAACAGUUGAAAGCUCACUGGCCUAUGAGAACUUAACAGACAAAGAAUUAAUGCCUGGAAUACUUUCUGUUUCCUCAAUUGUUUUGCCUCAUUGGUGUACAACUUCAAGUGGUAGGCGUGUUGUCAGAAUGGCUGCUGCUCACACUCCAAUUGCUGGAGUAUCGUUUGAAGCCGUGACAAUAAAGCCUCCUUCACACCCUACAUAUGAUUUAAAGGGCAUUAUAAAACUUGCUCUUGCUGAAGAUGCUGGGAAUCGAGGGGAUGUGACUUGUAUGGCCACCAUCCCAUUUGACAUGGAAGUGGAAGCCCAUUUUCUGGCAAAAGAGGAUGGUAUCAUUGCUGGAAUUGCACUAUCGGAGAUGGUGUUUCAAGAGGUUGAUCCUUCUUUGAAGGUGGAGUGGUCUCGAAAGGAUGGAGAUUAUGUUCGGAAGGGGCUGCAAUUUGGAAAAGUUUAUGGAAGGGCACACAGCAUUGUCGUAGCUGAAAGAAUAGCUCUGAACUUUAUGCAGCGGAUGAGUGGUAUAGCGACACUAACUAAGGCAAUGGCUGAUGCUGCACAACCUGCAUACAUCUUAGAGACAAGAAAAACUGCUCCGGGCUUACGAUUGGUGGAUAAGUGGGCGGUACUAAUUGGUGGAGGAAGGAAUCAUAGACUGGGUUUGUUUGAUAUGGUGUUGAUAAAGGAUAAUCAUAUAUCAAUAGCUGGAGGAAUAAGUAAUGCCCUUAGAUCUGUUGACCAGUAUUUAGAGCGAGAAAAUCUUCAAAUGGAGGUUGAGGUUGAGACCCGGACACAUGAGGAAGUAAAGGAGGUGUUGCAAUAUGCAUCUCAAACAAAGACUUCCUUGACCCGGAUAAUGUUGGAUAAUAUGGUUGUACCUCUUCCAAAUGGCGAUGUUGAUGUGUCUAUGCUUAAAGAAGCUGUGGAGCUGAUCAACGGGAAAUUUGAGACGGAGGCAUCCGGCAAUGUUACUCUUGAAACUGUACAUAAAAUUGGACAAUCUGGAGUUACCUAUAUAUCCAGCGGUGCACUCACACAUUCUGUUAAAGCACUCGAUAUUUCCCUCAAAAUUGAUACUGAGUUGGCACUUGAAGUCGGAAGGCGAACAAAACGGGCAUGAUCAGUUAAUCUUUAUGUUGUUAGUGAGCAAUAAGAAAGCUCUUUCCCCCCAAAACAUAUAGAGACAGAAAGAGCAUGUUAGUUCCUCAUUUCCCUUUCUCUAAGUGUUUUAAAGAAUUGAUAGACAAUAAGCUACCAUGUUAUAAAAGAUAUAGAAGUAUAAUUGUAUGCGAUGACAAAACUUUAGCUCUUUUGGAAUUUGUUCUGCCGACAAUCUGGCUGUCUUGGCUUUUUUGCAACCCGAUUGUCAAGGGCCUUAUUGACAGAAACCAAAAUGUCAUUCGAUAUGAUGUUAUGUUCACUGUGCAUUAUAUGUGCAUUUGUGUUUGACAUUUUUCGCCGAACCAUUCUUAUCAUUUUAAGGGAUGUGAAAGCCAUUUUGGAUUUUUGUAGAGCUUUCAUAAACUGCCCAAAUGUGUUGAAGUUGUGCACUAUUGUGCUUAUGAAUCUCUGUUGUGCAUUCUUAUCCAGAAAACAAUGACUCUCUAUUGACUAUGACUUUUCUUCCUCUAGGAUCCAGGUUUUGCAAUAUGUAAUAGUAGUUGGUUUGUUGUUUUGAUUCUGUAAGCCAGUUUGGUGUUUGUGUUACUUAUAGAAUUACUUUUUCACCGUCGUUUUCUUGCAGAAUUCAAUUUAUUUCUAGAUUUUGGGAUUUUGGUCAUUGGCAACAUCAGUAAAGUCUAGCUUUAAAUGUGUUUUAAUUUGGUUGAAAACUUUGACCUUAACAUGAGUAGAACAACAACGUAUGUGAUUUCAAGUUGGAAAUUUUCAUUUGGUGCAUAAUUUUUUGGGGCCAAAGUCGGGCACUGUCUGAUGAUAAUAUAGCACUUUCAAAGCAGUUUUCUAGCUCACUUUUAAGCUUUACUUUACUUUUAGGUAGUGUUUGAUACGAGGUGAUCAUUGCUUAAAUCAUGCUGAUCUACACAUGAUGAUUAGAUUACUACCAAACACUUGGCGAUCCUACACGGCAGUUGUUUGGGUUGGAAGACACUAAAAUAGACGGCAGUGGAGUUUCUGAGAGGCCAUCAGCCACCAAUUGCUGUAUUGAAUCGAAUGAAUCCCGUAUGUUGUAAAAGGCAUUUCAGUUGAUGUAGAAAGUGUCGCAAAUAUGUCGGUCCAAGAUCAGUUUGAAUUCAAACAGACCCUAAAACAUCAACAACUUAUCUUAAACAUAACAGUUCCAUUUCCUCCUGUUUCUGAAAACAACAUCCAACACCACUUUUAUCAUCUUAGAUUUGAACAAUGCACAAUUGUUGUAGUUUGAACUCAGCACGCAAUAAUCUUUGUUAUUAAAAGAAAGUAUGUAGGCCCUUAGCAUGCAAUAUUUACUUG